CUCCUCCAAAACCAAUAAGUAACUUUUUACUUCGCAUUCUCCUUUUUGUUCUCUCUCUUCUUUCCCCUAUUGACAGGAGCUCACUAAAUUGAUUCUCCAUCUUGUCUCCGAUUGUGCCAUGAUUAACCAUGAACAUCAAUGGGUGAUUUCGACAUCAUCAGUGAGUUUUGUCUAUUGAUUCUCCACCUUGUCUCCACUUGCUUAGCCAUGAUUAACCAAGGGAGGUUGGGAAAAGAUGAAACAAUUGAAGAUGCAGCACAGUGUGAGACAGUGGAGGAAGCUGGAGUACAAGUGCAAACUGGGAGAGGAAGAUGGUACUUUGAGAACAAAACCGGUGACAUUGCCUAUGAAGGGCACAUGUUUCCUUUGUUAGUAACAGGACGACUAGACUCUUGGCCCGAGAAAGAGAUUCGCCAAAGAACUUGGAUGAAUGUGCGCAAAGCAAGAAAAUUUUGCCCAAAUGAGGCCGCAGAACUAUUAGUCAGUCGCCUCACAUCACAAAGCAAACAGGCCAAAGGGCAACUAUGUCCAGUGCAAACUGGGAGAGGAAGAUGGUACUUUGAGAACCAAACCGGUGAUGUUGCCUAUGAAGGGCACAUGUUUCCUUUGUUAGUAACAGGACGACUAGACUCUUGGCCCGAGAAAGAGAUUCGCCGAAGCACUUGUGUAAAUUGCUAAGAUGGCACUUUGAGAACAAAGCCGGUGACACUGCCUAUGAAGGGCACAUGUUUCCUCUGUUUGUAACAGAACAACUAGACUGUGUGAGAACGAGAUUCGCGAAAGAACUUGGAUGUAUACCCUAACAAUAUAAAGAUUUCACCGCGUUAUCAUUUGUAAAUGAAGAUGCAUUUGAAGUUUAUUAACUAUACCUGUUCCCAAAGGGAGGUCGGGAAAAAGAUUUAACAAUCAAAGAUUCAGCACAAUGUGAGACAGUGGAGGAAGCUGGAGUACGAGGGGAUGUUAAGCAAACUAGGAUGACGGUACUUUGAGAACAAAACUGGUGACACUACCUAUGAAGGGCACAUGCUCCCUCUGUUUGUAACAGAAUAACUAGACUAUUGGCUUGAGAAAGAGAUUCACAAAAGAACUUGAAUGAAUGUGCACGAAGCAAGAAAACUUUCUAAAACGGGUGGAUGAAAGAGGCCUUGGAGCAAUUAGUAAGUCGCCUCACAUCACAAAGUAAACGGACCAAAAGGGAACUAUUUCCAGGAAUCCAGUGUAGCUCCAACGCUCAAGCUCAAGUACUUUCUCCCCCACCACCAAGUUCUACUGAAGAAGCGUAGUCUCCUUUGAUAUCUACUGUCAAAUGGUUUAGGUACUGAAAAUGGUCAAUCCAGCACGCGGGUUAAGUAGUUUUGAGAAUGAGUGGAACAAAAGAAGUACUAGUAGUCACAGGAGUAUAUUGUUUGUUUGUUUUUAUCUCAGAACUAGAGUAUGUGUGACUUCAUAGAGAUUCUAGAACCAGAGCUGGCUAAUGACAUCUGCACAUUGGCAAGUAAUUUUUUAUUUUGUAUUAAUAUAUAUUAAAUCUUGAACACCUUUGAUGAAAUUUCUGGUUUCGCCACUGGGAACAGUGAUGUUGGAUAGUUAUUGCAUUGAAUUAAGGAUAUUCUGUUUUAUUUUU
Messenger RNA from Lycium ferocissimum, 1624 nucleotides. RefSeq names its product nudix hydrolase 17, mitochondrial-like. Bases 139 to 678 code for a protein of 179 amino acids. Gene Ontology annotation, cellular component: nucleus; cytoplasm. The transcript has 11 exons. The record is from RefSeq and is a predicted model, not a curated record. NCBI's taxonomy places the organism in Eukaryota, Viridiplantae, Streptophyta, Magnoliopsida, Solanales, Solanaceae.